AUGGACAAUAUUACAAUGUUAGAUGUUAAAUAUAAAAAUUAUGAACAUUUAUAUAAUUAUUCAGUACAAUAUAAUGAAUAUAUGCUCAAAAAGUUAGAUCAACUGUGCAGAAAAGACAGUAGUGUAAUAGAGGAGAUAGAUAAAAAAUUAAAGAUACUCAAGGAGUACAAGUAUGCGUUGCUAGAUAACUACGAUGGAGAGAGUGAAAAGUGCCAAAAUCUAAUGAAUCAGAUAUAUUUAAGCAUAAGGAACUACACGAACAUAAGAUUGUAUUAUCAGAUGAGGAUGCACCUCAGCAAUUGGACUUUGUGGAAAAUAUACACUGGAUAUCAGGGAUGA
Molecule: messenger RNA, 339 nt
Organism: Theileria orientalis strain Shintoku
Lineage: Eukaryota; Apicomplexa; Aconoidasida; Piroplasmida; Theileriidae
Exons: 1
Coding region: 1-339 (112 amino acids)
Source: RefSeq, a predicted model, not a curated record